AUGGCGGCCACUGCAACGUCGGUUCGGGCUGAGGAAGCUACUGAAAAUCAAGGGGUUCUACCGGCGACAGGAGCCCUGGUGGAGCUCACCCCGACCCCCGGCGGCUUGGCCCUGGUGAGCCCUUAUCACACCCACCGGGCCGGGGACCCCUUAGACCUCGUGGCGCUCGCACAGCAGGUGCAGAAGGCUGAUGAAUUUAUCCGAGCAAAUGCCACCAAUAAGCUGACUGUCAUAGCUGAGCAAAUCCAACAUUUGCAAGAACAAGCCAGGAAGGUAUUGGAAGAUGCUCACAGAGAUGCUGACUUGCACCACAUAGCUUGUAAUAUUGUGAAAAAACCUGGCAACAUUUACUAUCUGUAUAAACGAGAGAGUGGUCAGCAGUAUUUUUCUAUAAUUUCUCCAAAGGAAUGGGGGACAAGUUGUCCACACAAGUUCCUUGGUGCCUACAAGCUUCAACAUGACUUGUCUUGGACUCCGUAUGAGGACAUUGAGAAGCAAGAUGCUAAAAUCAGCAUAAUGGACAAGUUGCUAAGCCAACCAGUGGCCCUGCCUCCAUUUACUGAACCCAACUUCCAGGGACUGACUCAGUGA
Messenger RNA from Chrysochloris asiatica (Cape golden mole), 591 nucleotides. RefSeq names its product chromosome unknown open reading frame, human C1orf50. The record is from RefSeq and is a predicted model, not a curated record. The transcript is spliced from 5 exons. The coding region runs from base 1 to 591 and encodes 196 amino acids. Lineage: Eukaryota; Metazoa; Chordata; Mammalia; Afrosoricida; Chrysochloridae.